AUGCCUAGCAAAAAGAAAAAAUAUAACGCUAGAUUUCCAGCUGGGCGUAUAAAAAAAAUAAUGCAAACAGAUGAAGAAAUUGGAAAAGUGGCUCAAGCUGUGCCAGUUAUCAUAUCAAGAACGUUAGAAUUGUUUGUCGAAUCAUUAUUAAAAAGAGCCAUGCAGAUCACUAGUGCUAAAAAUGCUAAAACAUUGACUCCUACACACAUGAAACAGUGCAUACUUUCAGAAAGUCGAUUUGAUUUUUUAAAAGAUCUAGUCAAAGGUAUUCCAGAUGUGUCUAGUAUUGAAGAUGAUUUUACAUCUCCCUGCGUAAACAACAGUCAAGCAGGUGUCGUCAUAAGUCCUGCACCAUCGACUAAAUAUUAUAAUUGUUUUCAAUUUCAAAAUCAGCCACCACCACCACCACAAUCGGAUGGGGGUUCAUCGAGAAGUUCAAGCGUUGCUACUAGUCAACCUCCCCUAUUACAAACAUCUCAACCAAAGUUUUAUAAAGAAAUUCCUAUCGGUAGUGAUGAUUAUGAGAAUAAACCUGCGGAACCUAAUAUUAUCACUCCGUCCUCUUUGUUUGUUGGUACGACAACGGUUAUACAACACACGUCGAGUUCACAAAUGAUGUCAAAUAAUUAUUCAACAAAUUUCCCUUUUACGAACGUGAAAACAAACGAAUUAAUGCCAUCUUCGAUAAGAAACAUGUCGGGUCGUAAUAUAACUCAGCUCAACGAACUUAAACUUUCUAAUUGUUCUAAAAUGAGUGAUAAUUUUAAAUCUAAUGGUGAAAAGGAAGUCGAGGAAGAGGAGGAGGAUAAGAUAAAAAUAAAUAAAAAUGAUGAUGAUGAUGAGAAUUAUGAAGAUGAUGAUGACGACAACAAAGAGGAAGACGAUGAUGAAAAGAGUGACGAAAGAAAUAAUAAGAAAGAAAAUGGAUAUCACGAAGACGAAGAAAACGUUGCUAAAGAAUGUGUUAUAGAUGAAGAUUACGACACGUAG
This is a messenger RNA of Pediculus humanus corporis (human body louse), 990 nucleotides long. RefSeq names its product negative cofactor 2 transcriptional co-repressor, putative. The transcript is spliced from 4 exons. Gene Ontology annotation, molecular function: transcription coactivator activity; core promoter sequence-specific DNA binding; transcription corepressor activity. Gene Ontology annotation, biological process: positive regulation of transcription by RNA polymerase II; negative regulation of transcription by RNA polymerase II; transcription by RNA polymerase II. Lineage: Eukaryota; Metazoa; Arthropoda; Insecta; Psocodea; Pediculidae. The coding region runs from base 1 to 990 and encodes 329 amino acids. The record is from RefSeq and is a predicted model, not a curated record. Gene Ontology annotation, cellular component: negative cofactor 2 complex; nucleus.